AUGGCCUCAAAAAGACGGUCCUAUAAUGACGCCAUUGAUGCGCUCAACUCACUUCAAACACCUUUUGAUGUCGUUGAGGCUCGUCGGAAGGCGGGGAUAAGGCCUGAUGCUGUGUCUAUCAAGGAAAUGCGGACAUAUCUUGAUCGCAUUGGAUAUACCCCAUCUGAUCUCAAUCGCCUAAACAUUGUACAUGUAGCCGGCACAAAAGGAAAAGGUAGCACCUGUGCCUUUGUCGACUCUAUCCUCUCUCAGUAUCAGCACACAAGGGGCACACCCCGGAAGACAGGCUUUUUCACAUCGCCUCAUCUCAUCGCUGUUCGUGAGCGGAUUCGCAUCAACUCAACGCCUAUUUCAGAAGACCUAUUCGCAAAGUACUUCUUCGAAGUGUGGGACCGUCUUGAAUCGGCACCGAAAGAUGACGCAAAGAAACUCAUGGCUCCUCGACCUAUUUAUGCGCGAUAUCUGACUCUAAUGAGUUGGCACGUCUUUCUUCAAGAAGGCAUAGAUGUUGCUAUAUAUGAGACUGGUAUUGGUGGUGAAUUUGAUGCUACGAAUGUCGUGGAGAAGCCUAUAGCAUCUGGCAUUAGUACACUGGGCAUUGAUCAUGUCUUUGCUCUCGGUGAUACAGUGGCCAAGAUUGCAUGGCACAAGGCGGGUAUCAUGAAGUCUGGAAGCGCGGCUUUUACAAUCGAACAGGUGCCAGAUGCAGAAGAAGUUCUGAGGAAACGGGCCUCGGAAAAGAACGUGGAUUUGGAAGUCCUACCAGUUGACCCCCGACUUAGCAGUGUUCAGAUUCGACCAGAUGCAACAUUUCAGAAGCGCAAUGCUACAUUGGCUAUCGCACUCGCCGAAACAGCACUGGAGAAAGUUGGCAUCUCUCUACCACCUCGGACGGAUACUUUGCCCAAGGAGUUUGUAGACGGGCUUGAAAAGGUUGUAUGGAGAGGUCGGUGUGAGGUCAAGAAGGAAGACAAGGUGACAUGGCACGUGGAUGGCGCCCAUACUUCUGAUAGUCUCAAGAUGUCGUCCAAGUGGUUCAAGGACGAAACUUCUGGACGCAAUGGAAUGCGCGUCAUGAUCUUCAACCAACAAGGCCGCUCCGAAGCUGUCGACUUUCUCGAGUCCGUCUUCAAGGCGACCAGACGAGAAGGACAGCCAGCAUUUGACCAUGUCAUCUUCUGCACAAACGUCACCUAUGCAGCAUCCGGCUACAAGCGUGACUUUAUCAACCGUCAAUUCGACCCUGCUGAGAUUGAUAAGAUGACUGUUCAGCAACGGUUUGCGGAUAAGUGGAUGUCUCUUGAUCCCACAGCCACGGUAAAAGUCAUGCCAACAAUCGAGCAAUCUAUUAACUACGUCCGAAAUCUUGGAGAGGGUCUCACAGAGUGGGAGGCAGUUCAGGCAUUUAUCACGGGAAGCUUGCAUCUUGUUGGUGGUGCCUUGGGCAUACUGGAAGAGGCCGAUGCUCUGUGA
Messenger RNA from Fusarium tjaetaba, 1473 nucleotides. Its product is annotated as Folylpolyglutamate synthase. Gene Ontology annotation, cellular component: mitochondrion; cytoplasm; cytosol. Gene Ontology annotation, biological process: tetrahydrofolylpolyglutamate biosynthetic process. Gene Ontology annotation, molecular function: ATP binding; tetrahydrofolylpolyglutamate synthase activity. The record is from RefSeq and is a predicted model, not a curated record. The coding region runs from base 1 to 1473 and encodes 490 amino acids. The transcript has 4 exons. Lineage: Eukaryota; Fungi; Ascomycota; Sordariomycetes; Hypocreales; Nectriaceae.